CUCACACUGCCAUCUUAUUCUUCGUCUGAAGGCAUCCUUAGAUCGAAGUUGCAGCUGAAUAUUGCUCUUGUCUUUAUUUAGCGUCCUGGUCUUGCUGUCAUGCACUAUGCUAAGCACGUCUCCAGAAGCGCGACUCUCGACGAUUCGAGUCCUAAUGCGCCCGACAAACAAUACAAAGUCAAGGCCGGUGACAUUGGUUUCGAAGUUCCAGAACACAUCCUGCCUGAUAUAAUACCACUUUACGAUACAAGACUAGACUACUUCAAUAUCCAUACUCAGCGCGACCGUCGACUUCGCCUGUUGAUUCGGCGCUUCACCAACCAGAUCCAAUAUGGCUGCAAGAAUACCAAUUGCACAACUCCCACCUGCCUGAGCUAUAGAAAGAGAAACAGCACUGCGCCAUUACGGAAAUACACAGAACUGAGUGCCAGGACUCUGGCCUGCCAACUUCUCGAGGACUUCUCAAGAGGUGGAAAAGAGCCUCUCGCUGAACUUUGCUCGAACGAGCCGAUUGUCCCGUGGUAUGAGGACCCUGUUGUUGCUAAGAGGAGACGCACCAGCCUCGAUAAAACAGCGCAUCUACAACAGGGACAUGGCGCCCCACUGAAAGACCAGGCUUCUGUGCGGUGGGCGAGAGAAUCUUCGCAGCAAUCGCGAGGAGCAGAACAAGUGCGGCGAAAACCGGCUCUUGAUGGCAUUAUUCAGGCAGGCAGGAGUCUGCGUACCUUAGAAACGUCGAAAGAUUCUAAAGAAAUUGCAAAAGCGGUGGUCGACGUUCUGAAUACUUCGUUUGCCUCCCAAGGACACAAUGAAGAGCGAUCUGAAGAGAGUCUGGUGAGCAAAAGCGUCGGUACGGUGUCGGCUACAGCGUUGCAGUCGCCAGACCCGGCCAAGCCAAAAGACCUGGCUUCUUUCACCCAGAACAUAUUCGACCUACUGCCCCUUCGACUACUCAGUUGGCUACCAGCGAGAUCUAAUAGUUCCUUGUCUGGGUUCAAGAACUCAACCACCACUCCUGAAAAAGAUGAGCAGCAGACCUCCAAGGAUCUCCCGGAUUCGAUCACUAAGGUAAAGACUGCUGACAACCUUGAGGGUUCGGGCACCGAAUCUCCACCAACAAAUCCACUUUUCACAUCUGGCCAUGACGAACAGGAUGCAAAGGCACCGGAAUACCAACCCGAAGAAGAAUUCUGCUCCCGGGGAUACACCCUUCGGACAUUGACGUGGGACUCUCUCGUAUGGCUACGCUCCGUGGAUAGAGUGGGGACGUCGACCACGUACAAGAAAAGGAUUCUGUCCUUUCUGAAGCAGAGCUUCUCGUACUGCCUUAGCGAUCCUCAACGCCUCAUCAACACGGUCAAGGACCUUCAAGUCGACUAUUCGGGUCCUUGCGCCGAGGAAAACUCGGACGGUGGAAAUGCACCUGUCAUUCUCUCCUCGACUGGCAUCUUAUAUUCUCCGCCAAGAGUGCUGACGAGAACUAAACUGGACAUCGACGGUCUUCUGUCAAGUCUUGCCUUUCUUGAUAAUUUCGAGGAGCGCGACUUGGUUCUGAAUUGCAUCUUCACAGCACUGCAGCAUUCCUACCGGCUACCACAGCGACUACAAAUCCAGGCAGCUGGCAAGCGUAGUCGGUCUGCUAGCGGAAGUGGCGAGAGAGCGUCGGUCAAGAGCCAGGAACUCCCUAACACGAGAGAUGGAUACACGUUGGACGACACCACAUCCCCAGGACAAGCCGAGUCGCUCCUGUCUAUUAGCGAUUCUCAGGUUGCCGAGCUGUGCCUUAUUGCACUCAUGUCUGUUGCUUCAAUAGCCUUCAAUGGCCGAUACGGUCAAUUCUGGGGAAACAAAGCGCCAUUUGAUCGGUUUGCGACCCUAAGAAACAGUGGCCUUGCUCACUCACGUUGGUCUGAGAACAACGACUCCGAGGAGAUCAGGCGAGAGACUUUACGCUUCAUCAACACAAUGAUCAAGGCCAUUGAUGUUUGUGAUGAUUGGUCAGUGCUCCGUCUUCUCUAUGCCAUCACAGAUGUGAUCAGCCAUCGUCUGCUUGUAGCCAAAUGGUCGGCCGCCGUGCCAGCCGCCGGUCUGGCAAGUUCGAAAAAGAAGAACGUGGUCGAUUUGCUGGUACGACGACUCGACAGGGACACACUGAGAGGAUGGGACUCCCUAGACAAGAACUCAAGCUGGAUGGGAACCGCUAUCGUUGAGCUUUUGAGAACGGUCAUGCUCAAGGCUUGGGAUCACCGGCCGAUCGUUCAGCGAAGUGGGUCAGUCGGAGGCGCGCUUGAGCUAUUGGCCGGUAUUUACCGGGAGAGGAAGGACCUGAAUCUGGAUUCCAAUCUAUUCCGCAUGCCAUUCAUCGCCGACGUUUUUGACGAGAUGUCUAUGCCUCACGAAUGGCUGUCGUUCCGCGCAGACACUCGACAGAUGCAUCUCUUGUCAUUCUCGUUCCUCUUUGAGCCUGCUACCUUGGUCAGAUAUUUCAGAGCGAUCAACUUUGACAUGAUGCGAAAGUCAUAUGAAAGUGCUACGCUUGUGUACGGUGAUGCACGACAGUAUUUGUGGGCCCCCAAAAUUCCGGUGUAUGGCCAAAAAGAAGUGUUGGCUCAGAUGCGACCACACAUGGCCAAGUACUUCGUCCUCACCAUUCGAAGAGACAACGUACUGAAUGACGCGAUCAGCCAGAUUUGGCGUCGACAACGGAUGGAGUUGAUGCGGCCUUUACGCGUGCGACUUGGAAAGGACGAGGGCGAGGAUGGCGUGGAUUAUGGUGGCGUGCAACAAGAAUUCUUCCGGGUCGUUUUCGCCGAAGCUUUCGACCCCGACUAUGGCAUGUUCACCAUCGACAGUGCGACAAGGAUGUCCUGGUUUCAGCCUGGCUCGUUUGAGCCUCUUUACAGAUUUGAAGCCUUGGGGAUCCUGAUGUCUAUAGCCAUCUACAAUGGCAUCACGCUACCGGUCACUUUUCCACUGGCGUUCUAUCGCAAGCUGCUUGGUCUGAAAGUAAAGAAAUUGGACCACAUUGCCGAUGGCUGGCCUGACUUGACCAGAGGCCUAAAAUCCUUACUGGAAUGGUCCGAGGGCGAUGUUGGCGACGUGAUUGCCAGGACGUACGAAUUUAGCUACGAACUCUGUGGCAACACUGUCAGCGUUGACAUGCAGAAGAUUGGUCGUGACGACGUAUGGCCACCAGUAAAGCCGCGGAGAACUAGGAAAGGCAAAGAAAAGUCCAAGUCGACCUCAUUCGAACUUCCCAUUGAACCGUCGCUGACGCCACCAAUACAACCAUCACCAGAUCUACAACCGAGCAUAACUCCUAUACGCCGAAAAUCCUCGAUCGAAAUCAAAGGCAUCUCGACCCCCUCGAGCAUCGAUAGCGAUCUGCUCGAAGAAGCCGCUUUCGUCACUAACGCCAAUCGCGAGCAGUACGUGAAAGACUACAUUCUGUGGUUGACCCACAAAUCAAUCCAACCACAGUAUGAAGCUUUCGCCAAGGGCUUCUAUACAUGUCUCGACCGCACAGCGCUGUCGAUAUUCACGCCCGAAGCACUCAAGGCAGUGAUUGAGGGGCAUCCAGAAAUUGACAUUGACGAGCUCGAACGCACAGUCACGUACGAAGGAUAUGAGCGGAACUCUGACUUUAUCCGUGAUUUCUGGCACGUCGUACGAAGUUUCAGCCCUGAGCAGCAUCGGCAACUGCUGGAAUUUGUCACGGCAAGCGAUCGUGUGCCGGUGAAUGGGCUGAGCAGUGUGCAGUUCGUUGUGCAGAGGAAUGGGGACGAUGAUGAUGCGAGACUGCCGAGUAGCAGCACAUGUUAUGGGAGGUUGUUGUUGCCGAUGUACUCGAGCCGAGAGGUGAUGAAGGAGAAGCUGGGACGGGCGAUUGAGAAUUCUGUGGGCUUUGGGACACUGUAAUCUAGUUAGUCACAUCGUGCCUGGGAUCAAGGUGGUAUGCCUCGAGGUGAUUGAUAGAUAGCGGCAUCAUACCGUAUCAUAUUGGGCGAUGCGCAUUGCAACAUCAUGGAAGUUUAGCCGAGCUACGGCGUUGCAGCAGC
Molecule: messenger RNA, 4058 nt
Organism: Exophiala xenobiotica
Lineage: Eukaryota; Fungi; Ascomycota; Eurotiomycetes; Chaetothyriales; Herpotrichiellaceae
Exons: 1
Coding region: 100-3918 (1272 amino acids)
Molecular function (GO): ubiquitin-protein transferase activity
Source: RefSeq, a predicted model, not a curated record